Molecule: messenger RNA, 3412 nt
Organism: Aphanomyces invadans
Lineage: Eukaryota; Oomycota; Saprolegniomycetes; Saprolegniales; Verrucalvaceae
Exons: 14
Coding region: 49-2586 (845 amino acids)
Biological process (GO): signal transduction
Molecular function (GO): 3',5'-cyclic-nucleotide phosphodiesterase activity; protein binding
Source: RefSeq, a predicted model, not a curated record
AUUGACCCUUCGUGUGCCGCCGCAUCCGCCGGCAACAAGUGCUUGGUCAUGUCAAGCCCGACGGAAGGACUGCACCUCAUGGUGCCAAAGCACAUUCUCCAGAAUGUAGUCGAAGGCACCAAGUCCCUCAUGAGCGAGAAACGACUGCUCCAGCAACGACUGGACGAAGCGAGCGGCCGCAUAUUCGCGCUCGAGCGGCAACUCGCAGAUCAACAAAUGCGCACGGAAGUCGCGAUGCAAUCCUCUGCGAAAGCGCCUGCGUCAAGCGCAUCACACAAGUUUAAGAAUUUGACGCUGCAGGUCCUCAAAACAAAGCGCAAUGGAGGCGACGACGCGACGCCGUCGUCCGCAGAUCACAUGAAAAAGGACGAAGAGAUUUACAAACUGCGUGGGAAAACGAACGAGCUGGAAACGCUGAUCGCAGCGACCCGAGCUAUCACCCACCAGACGGCCCACCGCGAAGUUGUGUCGUCAACGUUGAAUGCAGCGCGGAAUCUCGUGUCUGCGCGCAUGUACUCACUGGCCCUCACGAACGACGGCAACACGUCCAUGAUGCUGUACUCGAUGGGGGUUCUCACCCUGGCCGCCGCCGGCGAGGAGCGCCACAACAAGUAUGGUGGGUUCCAAGACGACGGCACGAUGCCGGUCGACAACACGACUACGUUUGGUCAUGUCGUGAUGACGGGCACCGUGUUUGAUGCGCUGCAGGCGACGGCGACGGGCAUGUUUGAAUCGCAAAUGGACGACUUGGAUUUCGUUCCACACUCGGUGCUGUGCAUGCCCAUUCGCAAUGCCCAUGGCAGUAUUUUGGGCGCCUUGCAAGUUGUGACCCAGCGGCAGCACUCGGACGAAUACAUGCAAAACCAGGUCUUUACAGCACUGGAUAAAGAGCGGUUGGAGCAUCUGUGUGUCGUGUCAGGGUCGGCGAUGUGGAACUUGCGACUGUCGAGAGAGCGGCAAACAGCCCAGUCUCGCAUUGAGAUCCUUCUUCGGCUGAACCGCAGCAUUGCUGUCGAGAGCAACUCGGCUGCUGUCCUCGCAAAGAUCAUGGACGUGUCCUACGAGCUCCUUCACUGUGAGCGCGUGAGUCUGUUCGUCAAAAUCCAGGGCGAAAACGAUCUCUUUGUCGCCCAUGCCAACGACGCGGCGCGCGGUCAGUACAUCUCCAUCGACAAGGGCAUUGCCGGCCUCGUGGCGCGAACAGGGCAAGCCGUGACGACCAACAACGUGGAGGAGCAUCCAUGCUUUGACAAGGAGAUGGACGAGCGGACGGGCCACUCGACCAAGAAACUUUUGUGCGUGCCUGUGAAAGACCCCGACGGCACGAUUUUGGCCGUUGUCCAGGCCGUUAAUAAGAUCGAUCGAUCGGAUUUUUCCGUUGAAGACACGCUUUUCCUCAACUACAUCGCCGAGGCGGCGGGGAUUUCGCUGCACAAAUCGUAUCUGCACAACGAAGUCAUCAUUGCGAAGCGACUCACAGACGUGCGGCUCAAACUGUCCGACUAUGUGCUAAACCACUCGGACAUUCACAGCCUCACGGACUUGAUCAUGGUGCAUGGCAAAGCGAUCAUGGACUGCGAUCGAUUCGGAUUUCUCCUCGUCGACCAUCUCAAGAACGAGCUCUGGAUCACGUCCAACAACGGCAACUUGGGCGACCAAGUCACGCUUCGCCAGCCCAUUUACAAAGGCAUUAGCGGCCUCGUGGCAACGACCGGCGACACGGUGUGCACCCGCGACGCGUACACACACUCGCUGUUCGACCCGACGCACGACAACCUGACAGGGUACCGCACAACGAGCGUUCUGUGCAUGCCAGUCUUUGAAGAGCACGUCCAGAGCAAGCCCAAGGUCGUUGCGGUCGCGAUGUGCAUCAACAAGCUGCAGGGGUCCCAGGUCAUUUCGUUCAACUCGCAGGACAAACUCACGAUGCAGCGGUACUGCAAAGAAAUCCAAUACGCUCUCGGACAAAUGUCGCUCGAAGUGUGCUACUUCAAGGUUGUGAGUGACCGCAACCUGUCGGGAUCGACCGAAGUCACGGAAGCAGGCAUUAUCUCGUCGCUGCUCCAGAAGCACAGCCGAAACACGAGCGGGAUCAUGACCAACAAGCUCGACAGCGACCGCCGCGUUGCUGACGACGUGUUUGCCCAUGAGGUCAAGAUGACGCAGCGCCCUGAACUCGACUCGUGGGACCUCGACAUCUUGUCGUUUUCGUUCACGGAAGUGAUCCAGAGCGUGCAGACCAUCUUCCGCGCGUACGGAUUUGUCGAAACGUACGCGAUUCCCCAAGAAAAGAUGCAGUCGUUCGUGGCGUCGGUGGCCCAGCACUACCGCGCCAAUUCGUACCACAACUUUUAUCACGCCUUCCAAGUCCUCCAUGCCGCGCACAUCCAACUCAAAGUGUACAUGCGCAAGCUCCUGACCGGCUUGGACAUUUUUGCGCUCAUGAUUGCCGCUAUUUGCCACGAGUGUACGGAAGUGACUGAAAGGUCGCCGGGGGCGCGAUGGUGUGGUGGUGUACAUGGCGGUCCAUGGCAUGUUUGGCUGAACGAUGUCGAGGGCAAAAGGUGGCAUGACGAAUCGGCAUAGAUGUGGACCAUCCCGGCAACAACAACGACUUUGAAGUCAAGUGCGUGAGCUCGAUCGCGUUGACGCAUAAUGACGACGCGGUGCUUGAGCGCCAUCACUGCCGAGUGACAUUCCUCAUCUUGAACACGCCGUCCACCAACAUCCUGGAAAAGUUGACCUCCGAAGCGUUCCGGUCCAUCCGCCGAACGAUCAUCCGCUGCAUCAUGGCGACCGACAUGGCGAACCACUUCACGCAGUGCAAAGCCCUCGAGAACAUGUCGCGGCACCAGUUUCAAGACCCGUCGAAUCGCAUGCUCGUGAUGGAGCUGAUCGUCCACGCGUCUGACUUGAGUGCGCAAUCUCUGCCUUACAAACUCGCAACCAAGUGGGGCGAUCGCGCGCUUGACGAGUUUCAGAAUCAAGCGCGAGAAGAAGCGGACAUGCACCUCCCUGUCGCGCCGUUCAUGGAGAACCUCGAGUCCAAAGCCACGCGGCUUAGUGUGCAGUCCAACUUCAUCUGCUUCGUCUUGCAGCCGCUCUGGACAUCGUAUGGCAUGCUCGUGCCUCAAAUGCGGUUCUACACAGAUUCGCUCAACAACAACCUGGACCACUACCGCGCAGACCUGAGCGAGUACAAUCGUGCACAGCCCGCACAUCACCACAAUUCGACGUAGCUUUUGGUGUGCUCCCUAUCCAUGCUCCAUCAUACCGACGACCAACCUCCGUGGACGUUUUGCGGCGAUUUGAAGAAUAAUGUGAUAUCCAAUGAAAUUAGGAAAGUUCUGGUGAAAUUUAGUGAAAUUAGGUAAUUUCGCACUAAUUCGCACCGAUUAACAACACGAGCAAC